AUGGGAUACUUGGCCCCCGAGUGCAUCACCACCGGCAAGGCCAGCAAAGAGUCCGACGUCUACAGCUUCGGCAUCGUCGCGCUGGAGAUCGCGUGCGGAAGAAGGCCGGUGGAACCGAAGGAGCAGAAGAGCAAGGUGAGGCUGGUCGAAUGGGUGUGGGAGCUCUACGGACGGCGAUCAAUUCUCGAAGCAGCCGACGAGAAGCUACAUGGCGACUUCGACGGGAAGCGGAUGGAGUGCCUGAUGGUGGUGGGGUUGUGGUGUGCUCAUCCCGACUGUAGCCUGCGGCCCUCGAUCAGACAAGCCAUCAAUGCGCUCAACCUGGAGACGCCACUGCCGAUGCUACCCCCAACGAUGCCGGUGCCUAUGUACUGUGCGCCGCCUGUUGACGUCUCCAGCUUCACCCAGGCUUCAUCCAUCACGUACUCCUCCUCGUACCUCACGAAUUCUUCCAGCUCCACCCAAAUGAUCGCGGACACAAUGAAGUCGCAGAGGAUCGACAUGUAAUGAGCAUGAAUGCAUAUGAUGCUUACUUCAUGCAUUUGUUUUCUGGUUUCCUGUUCUCCCCAUUCUCCUUGUUUCCCUACUAAGAAGAAGUAAACGCGUCCUGUGGAUAUAUUGCUUGA
Molecule: messenger RNA, 626 nt
Organism: Musa acuminata AAA Group (dessert banana)
Lineage: Eukaryota; Viridiplantae; Streptophyta; Magnoliopsida; Zingiberales; Musaceae
Product: L-type lectin-domain containing receptor kinase IX.1-like
Exons: 1
Coding region: 1-507 (168 amino acids)
Biological process (GO): protein phosphorylation
Cellular component (GO): plasma membrane
Molecular function (GO): protein kinase activity; ATP binding
Source: RefSeq, a predicted model, not a curated record